UCGGAGGCUUCAGGCGAGAGGAGUUCGGGGACGUCAAGCGGGCAGCUGGGUUGAUCAUGGGGAGUUCGGGCGGACGUGACUUCGGGCGGGAACAUUCCCGAGAACAAUACUCUGAUCGUAACCGAGAGAGCGGCUAUGAUGGUGGACGAGAUACAAGGCGGGAAUACAGACGAGAACGAACGAUGGAGUAUGGGAGCUCCAACCAUCAAGAAUGGGGGCGCGAUCCACCCCCUAGGCGUUUUACACCUGUCUGCUACGAAUGUGGAGAACCGGGGCAUUACCGGAAUCAGUGCUCGAAGCUAGGGGGCGAGGGCAAUACAAGGAGCGCGGUGCAGCGUGGGCGUUCCUUCUCUCCUAAGCGACAAGGAUGUCUUCGAGAGGCGAGAGCGACAUCAGAGGAUCCAGCUCUUCGACAACAGAUCGAGGAUUUAGCCACGACAAUCGGCUCCGUCAAGGAACAUAUCGAUGCAGAGAACAGAAAGAAGGAGGAGAAGGCGAAGCGUAAACAAGAGAAGGAGGAGCAAAAGCGACGGGAAGAAGAGGCAAGACGUGAGGAGGAACAAGCUCGUGAAGCGGCUGAACGACGAAAGAAACGUAAGGAAGUGAAAUUGAGGCAGAUUGCGGAAGAUCGGGAGCCGUUGAAGAAGAAUAUGCGCAUGGAAGUGUCUAUGCAUAUGGGGGGUCUACGUGAAGAACUGAUGUUCUUACGUGAGCGAGGGGGACAACAGUCUACCAAAACUCCUCCGAAAGCAAAAGGCAAACAAAAGAUCGAGGAACGAUCAUCGGACGAAGAAUCGUACGGUUCGUACGAAAGUGAGAUAGAAGCUUUAAGCAACCAAACGGAGCAGCUCGGCAUUUCCAAGAAAAGGACGCGAGGGGAGGACAUGCCUCUCGGGGAUAGUCCCCCCAUGGAGACACCGGCGAAAAGGACGACGAAGCGACGUUUACACUUGAGCGUGACGCAUCCUCCCAUGAAGCGAUCGCCUGUUGGGCAUACUCCGCGGCGGUGUGCCACGACCAAGGAAAAGAUUCCGGCAGCACCGAGAUCUAGCGGGAAGCUUAAAUUCGUGACGGACAACCUGCGUAAGCUGGGAAAAAUGAAUGUCGAGGAACUCAAGCGAUUGUGCGCGCAGGAAGACGUACAGUUGGGAGCUGAGUGCAGGAAGAUGCAGAUUCUUCUAACACUGACCGACAAACGUACCCAGAUGGCGUACAAAGAGGAAGAACGGUUAGGCGGAACCGAGGAGCAGGUGGCAGUGGAAACGCAGCAAGCCGCAGGCAGCGAUGAAAGCCACAAUGCAUCAAAUAUUCGUGAGUUAUGAACGCUAUGUAAUCGGCUGAUCGA
Messenger RNA from Chara braunii, 1345 nucleotides. Lineage: Eukaryota; Viridiplantae; Streptophyta; Charophyceae; Charales; Characeae. The record is from the annotation of a GenBank genome assembly.